AUGGAAUUAUCAUCAAAUCUUAGCUUGGAUAGUCCAUCAGGAUCAUUCCGACGUAAUAAGCUGUCAAAGAAACCGACAAUUAUGAUUACCAAUUUGAAUAACAAUUCCACGGAAGUGGAAGAUGAUUUCAACGGUGAAUUCGAUGAACUUUCAUCUUCUCCACUUAUUACUUCUCGUAAGCUAACUGCUACUCCUCAGAUGUCAACAGCAACAUUAAUUCCGAGUGAAUCACUCAACUUUCUGGCAACUGCAAAUGAUGAAGGUAGUAAUAUAUCUUCUUCCUCUUCCAUUUCUUCCAAUCCGUUGGGUAUUGCACCGGAUACAGAAGAUAAUCUAAUCACUAAAUGUCGUACAAUAUCAUUAGCAAGUACAAGCAAUAGUUUGCAUGAUGAUGAUAAGGAAAAAUUGGAUGAAAAGAGAAAGAAAUCAUCAUUACAAAACUUUCGACUUUAUAAUUUACAGAUGGAACAACGAUCAUUAAAUAAACAACGUUCCAUGGAAGUAUUACCUUCUCUUACAUCAGCACAAAUUCAUUUGAUACGAAAUAUUUGGCGUCAAGUUUAUGUAACAAAAGGUCCAACUCUAAUUGGUUCAACAUUAUUACAUGGAAUGUUUUUUAAAUCGAAAAAAAUUAAAGAGCAAUUCUUUCGAUGUCCAUUUCCUCAUUGUUAUCCCAAUCGUGAUAGUUUCAAUAAAGCACAUGCAAAAGCUAUCGGUAAAAUGUUAGAUAAGAUUGUUGACAAUUUAGAAAAUUUAGAUGCAAUAUCUCCAUAUUUCUUUUCAAUCGGUGCUGUACACACAAAUUUAACUCGACAAAUGUCAAAGGAAGUAUGGAAUUUAAUGGCGGAAACGUUUAUCGAUUGUACUUUAGAUUGGGGUGAUAAGAAAGGACGAACGGAAGCUUCAAGAAAAGCGUGGGCUUUCAUUAUCUCAUUUGUUAUCGAAAAAAUUAAAGUGGGACAUUUAUAUGAACGACGACAAUCAUCCUUUCGUAGACGUUCAUCAAUAAUGAUUUUACCAUCUCAAACAGAAGAAACAACAGCACUCACUUCAUUACCAUCUUCCGCUCCAACAGUUGAAUUUUGGAAAUCUAUGGAAGAAUUUGAACCACCUGUUCAAAUGCUCUAA
This is a messenger RNA of Cercopithifilaria johnstoni, 1128 nucleotides long. The record is from the annotation of a GenBank genome assembly. NCBI's taxonomy places the organism in Eukaryota, Metazoa, Nematoda, Chromadorea, Rhabditida, Onchocercidae.